This is a messenger RNA of Paramecium tetraurelia, 807 nucleotides long. RefSeq lists its product as uncharacterized. The record is from RefSeq and is a predicted model, not a curated record. NCBI's taxonomy places the organism in Eukaryota, Ciliophora, Oligohymenophorea, Peniculida, Parameciidae. The transcript is spliced from 2 exons.
AUGAAUAUAAUCAAGAGUACUAAUUCUUUUUACUAAUUUUCAAAGGAAUAUUAAACCUAUUUUAAAGAUAAAUCGGUAGAAUAAGUUGAAAAACCUUAAAAUCCUGUUACUUUAAUGAAUUCAUUUUUACGUAAUUCCUCCUUUUCCAAAAAAUCUGUGUAACCUUUAGAUUGGCCUUCGGAUUUAGAUUUAUCAAAUAUUAGGGAAGAAUAUUUCAUCAUAGAUCCCACUUAAAGGUUCUAAAGAGAAUGGAAUGAAAAGAAACUAUUUUUUAAGCACAGAUAAAGUCCUUUAAGAACAGAUUCAUUUAACAGAUUCAGAGAAAAUAUCCGUUCUUUAAGUAAAACCUACAAAUUUUAGAAGGAUAAUCUUUAGUAUGAACAAGCUGCUGUGUUACCAAGUUAAAGAAAGCUUGAAUUGCAAACUACAGUGUAAGCACAAAAAGAAUAUAAAGAUAAAAAAGAAUAAUUUAACUUUCUCAAUAAGCAACAUCGUUUGAUUGAAAAUCUGCAUCACGACGAUAUAGUUUAAAAAUCAGUUACAGAAAACUAUUAGAUGAACGGCAAUAAGGAUUAAACAUUUUGUAAGGAGAAUCAUAGACUACUUAGAACAAACUAUGAUAAUGAAAUCUCGAGUGAUUGGGCAAGAAAACGAAAAUCUCCACUAAAUAAAUUAGAUACCUUUCAUAGGGUCAUUUCCCAAGAGGACAAUGAAAAAAGUAAAUUGGGUAAGGCAAAACCCAAUAGAGUUAAGUAAUUUGAGAGGAAAGGGAGAGAAUAUAACAUCGUAAAUUUUGGGUGUAAUUGA